Oryza brachyantha (malo sina) is the source of this 1897-nucleotide messenger RNA. RefSeq names its product beta-glucosidase 32-like. The record is from RefSeq and is a predicted model, not a curated record. Bases 84 to 1628 code for a protein of 514 amino acids. Gene Ontology annotation, molecular function: beta-glucosidase activity. The transcript is spliced from 13 exons. Gene Ontology annotation, biological process: carbohydrate metabolic process. Lineage: Eukaryota; Viridiplantae; Streptophyta; Magnoliopsida; Poales; Poaceae.
UGCAACACAGAACAAGAAUCACACUCUCUCUCGGCUACUUCAGCUAUAGACAGCUACUACUCGGCUGGGGGCAAACGACAGCCAUGGCGACCGGAGAGCUCGCCGGCCUACGAGUUCUCGCGCCCUCCUCCUCCUUGUCAUUCGUCGCCGUCUUCCUCCUCCUGCUUGCCGCCGCGGCGAGAGGCGGCUCUGCGCUCACCCGGCGUGACUUCCCCGAGGGCUUCGUCUUCGGCGCAGGGACCUCGGCUUUCCAGGUGGAAGGGGCAGCUUCAGAGGAUGGGAGGAAACCCAGCAUCUGGGACACCUUCACUCAUCAAGGGUACUCUGCUGACGGUUCCACUGCAGAUGUUUCAGCGGAUCAGUACCACCAUUACAAGGAGGAUGUAAAGCUUAUGUAUGAUAUGAGCCUGGAUGCAUACAGAUUCUCUAUUUCUUGGCCUCGUCUUGUUCCAGAUGGAAGAGGAGAGAUCAACCCCAAAGGCUUGGAAUACUACAACAAUCUGAUAGACGAAUUGAUACUGCACGGAAUACAACCUCAUGUCACCAUCUACCACUUUGAUCUCCCUCAGAUCCUUCAGGAUGAGUAUGGCGGAAUACUCAGCCCCAGAUUCAUAGAAGAUUACACGGCAUAUGCCGAGGUUUGCUUCAAGAAUUUCGGUGACAGGGUGAAGCACUGGGUCACAGUGAACGAGCCCAACAUAGAGCCUAUCGGCGGCUACGACGCCGGAAACCAGCCGCCGCGGCGCUGCUCCUACCCCUUCGGCACGAACUGCACCGGCGGGAACUCCUCGACGGAGCCGUACAUUGUGGCUCACCACCUGCUGCUUGCACAUGCUUCAGCAGUGUCACUGUAUAGGCAGAAGUACCAGGCAAUCCAAGGAGGCCAGAUAGGGCUAACCCUCCUGGGUUGGUGGCAUGAGCCUAAAACCGAUACACCAGAGGAUGCAGCUGCUGCAACGAGGAUGAAUGAAUUCCAUAUUGGAUGGUUUAUGCAUCCUCUGGUACACGGAGACUACCCUCCGUUGAUGAGGAGUCGCGUAGGCGCUCGCUUGCCAUCGAUAACGGCGUCCGAUUCAGAGAAAAUUCGUGGAUCAUUCGACUUCAUCGGCAUCAACCAUUACCUCGUUGUCCGUGUGCAACCGAGCGACGCAAAUGACCAGAGACUACGGGACUACUACAUCGAUGCAGGUGCUCAAAAUCCAUUCAAAGAAGGAUUCGACAAGGCGCACUUUGAGUACCAUCCCUGGGCUCUUGGCAAGAUGCUGGAUCACCUGAAACUCGAGUAUGGCAACCCCCCGGUGAUGAUCCACGAAAAUGGCGUCGGAGACUCGCCGGAGGCCGCGGGCAAGAUCGACUACGACGACGGCUUCAGAUCGGAGUUCUUGCAGAGCUACCUGGAAGCUCUGUACCUGUCCAUACGGAACGGAUCGGACGCGCGGGGAUACUUCGUGUGGUCGCUGCUCGACGGGUUCGAGUUCCUGUUCGGCUACGGCGCGCGGUUCGGCCUGUGCGGCGUCGACUUCACCGCGGCGGCGAGGACGAGGUACGUCAGGAGCUCGGCGCACUGGUACUCCGGCUUCCUCCGCGGCGGCGAGCUCCGGCCGGAGAAACCGUACGUCUCAUCCUGAGUUAGGAUACAUAAGAUGAUAAGAAGAUGUAUGGCCAAUGCUGGCAAGUUAAUGUGGUAAUAGAAAUUACCAUAUUUGUAAUAGAAACGUCUGUAGUUCUUCUAUCUAGCACCAUAGGAAUUGUGAUUCUCUACCGCAAUGUACCGUAUUUUUGUCACUGACAGGUGGACCCAAUGUACUUGCGGAGAAACAUAAUCCGUAUCACAAAUGGUGGAUUACUAUGUUUGAAGUCUCACCACUUAUUAAUAACACUUGAUAUUGGAUCUUUC